Gopherus evgoodei (Goodes thornscrub tortoise) is the source of this 5334-nucleotide messenger RNA. It is a transcript of the gene SGCD, whose product is annotated as sarcoglycan delta. The transcript has 10 exons. NCBI's taxonomy places the organism in Eukaryota, Metazoa, Chordata, Testudines, Testudinidae. Bases 747 to 1613 code for a protein of 288 amino acids. The record is from RefSeq and is a predicted model, not a curated record. Gene Ontology annotation, biological process: cardiac muscle tissue development; heart contraction. Gene Ontology annotation, cellular component: sarcoglycan complex; sarcolemma.
UCCCAGUGUGUGCCGGGAGCCCGGCAAGGCAGCACCGGGAGCCAGCGCCCCCGGCAGCGAGAGGGGGGCCCCCCACCCCAUGCGUGCACCCCAGAGCGGGCGCGCCUGCAAGGCAAAGCCCCGCUCCCCCCCGCCUGAAUGCAUGUAGGCGCCGGCUGCAUGGACGCUCCGGGAAGGAUGCUCGGGCUAUAGGCACCUGCCCCUGCUCGCGGCCGGGGCACCAGGCGGAGCCCCCCCCCCCCCCCCCCAUGCUGCCCCAGGCAUGAUCUCCGAACGGGGCUGGCUACGCCUCUCUCUCUCCGGCCCCAUGGACUUAGCUGCGGUCGCCGGCCGGAGCUCGUGAGUCUGGGCUGCCCGCCGAGCGGGGCCGGUCCCCGGGAACUGGAGGAUACUGCAGCAUCCUUGGGGACAUACAGCAGGCUGAGCUGGAGCCUGUGUGGGACUUAAAAAGGACUUCCAGUUGGUGGUAGCCUGAGGAACUUCCUUUCACUCCAAUGUUGCUCCAAAACUAAUUGUCGCCAGAAUUCGGAACUAUCAGGUUUGCUAAGCUUGUCUUGUGUGAUCUUCCCCAGUCCCGAGACAGAAGGACUAGACCAGACCAAUGGGAUUUCCUCCUGAGAGGAGGUCAUCAGGCCUUGUUCUUGUUUAAGGAACUUUGUUUUUCACCUGAAAGGCAUUACAUCAUCGUGACACCCAGCCCUCAGCUCGGCGGUGAGGAUACCUGAUUGUCAGCCCUGCAGAAGCAUAUGCCUCAGGAACAGUACGCACACAGGAGUGCCAUGCAGAGCUCAGAAGGCCCGCAGGUAUACAAAGUGGGGAUUUACGGCUGGAGGAAGAGAUGCCUCUAUUUCUUUGUGCUACUCCUAAUGAUUUUAAUCCUGGUGAACCUUGCCAUGACCAUCUGGAUUCUCAAGGUUAUGAAUUUCACAAUUGAUGGAAUGGGGAACCUGAGAAUCACAGAGAAAGGUCUGAAGCUAGAAGGAGAUUCAGAAUUCUUGAAACCUCUCUACGCCAAAGAAAUCCGCUCCAGACCAGGCAAUCCAUUGUACUUCCAAUCUGCCAGAAAUGUUACAGUGAACAUUCUCAAUGAGAAGACAAAAGUCCUUACUCGUCUUGUAACAGGUCCCCAAGCAGUGGAAGCACACAGCCAAAAAUUCGAGGUGAAAUCCCUCUCUGGAAAAUUACUGUUUUCUGCAGAUGACAACGAAGUGGUCGUGGGAGCAGAGAGACUGAGAGUUUUAGGAGCAGAAGGCACAGUGUUCCCUAAAUCUAUAGAAACUCCCAGUGUCAGGGCAGACCCCUUCAAGGAACUAAGACUUGAGUCACCCACACGCUCUUUGGUGAUGGAGGCUCCAAAGGGAAUUGAAAUUAACGCAGAGGCUGGCAACAUGGAAGCCACAUGCAGGACGGAGCUGAGGCUGGAAUCAAAAGAUGGAGAGAUUACGCUGAAUGCUGCAAAUAUCAAACUACCUAGAUUGCCUCUAGCAUCCCAGUCGUCUACCGGAUCCAGGCAAAAAAUCUACGAACUGUGUAUGUGUUCCAAUGGGAGGUUAUUCCUGUCUCAGGCAGGAGCUAGCUCCACCUGCCAGAUAAACACAAGCAUCUGUUCUUAAGAGACGGCUCGCAGCAGGCAUUGCAGGCAGCACAGAAUCCCUGUUCUGGUCUCACAGAUAGUAGCUGCCAACUAUUUUUGCUAGAACCCAGAAAGCCUAUCAAAGACUUUUUUGUGUGUGUGCGCGUGUGUGAAUAUAUAUAUAUAUAUAUGAAUAUAUAUAUAUAAAAAUAUAUAUAUAUCCUCUGUGUAAAAUGAUGUUUCAGUACAAUGAAUCCCAGGGUGACCCUAUUACAUUCUGUUAAAUUGGACUCACUACUCCCUGAACUCUUCUGUAUUAAUAUAGUCUAAUGGUCCUUCCUUAUUAUUCACUGUCUCCUCCUAGCAAUGGGAACAAUGUCUGAUUCAGUACACAAACUGACGUACUCCUAGCACCAUGCAAGAGGAGAACAACAACUCUGAUCAUUUUUGCACCAUUAAAAAUCAGUGGCAACAGAAUGGCCGGCAAGACAGAGCAAACGGCCUCAAGAACUCUGAGACGCUUGUCACUAAAUUACACUCUAUUUUAAAUCUAAAGCAGAGCAGGCUAAUCAGGAGACUCUACACUGUCCGCCAAGAAAACUGGGUUUGAUUCCCAGUGCUGGUCUCCCACCCCUUAGCCUUGGGAAGCAGGGAAUAUAGGCCCCAAUUCUGUUCUCAGCGGAGUAAAUGGCAAAACUCCCAUUGACUUAAGUGGUGCUGGAUCAGGCCCAGAGAAGGUAGAGAAUGGCAUGCAUCAUUCAGCUGUGAUGCAUUCAGCCAGUGAAGGGGCGAUGUUUAAUGGGCUCUGAAGGGAGCCCCUUUCAUUCCUCCUUGGCAGAUAGAGGUAUAAAAGAUCAGGGAAUUUGACAUAUAUAUGGAGGUCACUGCCUCUGGGAGAAAAUUCAAACUCAAGCUAAUUCUGUUUUCCUGGGGUUUACAAUAGUAAUCCCUAUUUGUGUAACUGAUAUUUUAUUACGUUACUUUGCAUCAACAGGAAAACUAACUGUGCAAAUGCCACAUCCUCUGUUAACAAAAAAAAGUGCUUUAUUUAAAAAAAAAAGAGAAAAAUGUUGCAAUUACAAAAAUACCAGGUCUACAUAGCCAUCAGGUGUUCGAGUUCACCCUGGAGCUUUCAAUCCUACAGUCUAGGAGUCUGGGGUAAUUCUGCUUUUAAAAUAAACCACCUGUCUCACUGUCUCUCUCUCUCUCUCUCUCUCUCUCACACACACACACACACACACACACACACACACACACGUGUCUGAGAGACAGUGAAACUCACACAAAAGAGAAGCAUUAUUCAAAUUCUCUGCAGGAAUUUUUUUUUUUUUAAACGGAGGACAGUCUGAGGUCACUCACUUUUUAUGGAGAUUGCAAAUAUCAGAGAUGCUGAUUAUGAAACAGGACUUUUAAAAAUGUUUUAUAAAGAUUAUGACGAAAUAAGGUCAUGGAAAAGUAAGGCUUUGGGCUCUGGAUCAUCUUGAACUUCAACCCAAAUAACUCAGUAUUUGAAUCUGUUUUUCAUGAGUGGAGAUUUUUCCCUCCAUGAGGCAUUUAUGGGAAAGGAAAAAUGUGAGAUCUGAUCUUGUCACACUGUUUCCAUUAUCCAAAAAUGGGAAUACCAUGGGCAGUGUGGAGAUCUCAUAGUUACUGGGUUUCAGCUCCAUCAGUGGCUCCCCCAGGCAUUUCAGAAGCCUGUGAAAAACAUACAUGGUAAUUUUUUCAAAAGUGUCUAACUCCUAUUAACUUGCAAUGAGACCUGAGUUACUAAGUUAUUUAAGUGCUUUUGAAAACUUUACCCCUAUACAAAUACUCAAACCUGUGCAUACCUCUGGUCAUAUUGAAAGUACAUUGAUUUCACUCAAACAAUUUUCACGAUUAAAUAUCACAAAAACAAAAUGUUUAGAGACAGUUUGGCCAAUUUCUACAUGAAUCACUUGUAUUUUCUUGGGGCUCGAGAGUGCUAGGUUUCUGGGUUUUUUAAAUGUGCAUAUAGGGCAUAAUCCAAAGCCAGUUGAAGUCAAUGGAAAGACUCUCACUGACUUUUAUGGAACUUGGAUCAGGCUGUUAGAAAAAAACCCUAUCCUUCUGGUUGUUUUGCUCGCUAACAAAGCACACUUGAGGACAUCCAUAAAAUUUUACACUUGACAGAGAUUGAAAAUGAUUAGUUCUACAAUUUUCUUAGUGAUGUGGUUACGUUAAUUAUCAAGUUCAAACUAUUUGUUAAUUAAUGCAAAGGGUCACCCAGGAUAACAAUUGUAUUGGGACAUAGGACUAUACCAUCUCUGUUCAAAGAGGGAAAUUGUGCCUAUGCUUUAAGUCAAUGCACUCAGCAAGGAGAAGCACAUCAUAUUUAUCUUGUUAUUAAAAUUACUUUAUUUUAUGGGGGGACAGUUGGAAGGGAGGGAGGCUGCUGUCAACAGAUGUCAUGGGAGCCGAUGGUGCAACAUGGAGCAGACUUAAGUGAAAUCCAUAAAGGCUGUGAGGGCUGCUGGAGUGAGUAUAGACUUUUACCAUAUUAAAUAUAACAAAAGACAAUGCUGACCAUUGGGACCAUAGCUGAAGUCCCACUCAUAGCCCCAUGUGGAAUACAUUUACUGUAGUAUUUUUUUCUCAUUUCAUUUUGUAUUGGAUAGCAAUUCACAUCAUAUGCAAGGGCCGAUUCAUAAAAAAAAUAUUUUUCAAAGGUGCACAAGGUUAUAUUGAAGUUUGCGCUGAGGUAAAAUCUUUUACUGGCCCAACUUCUGUUGAUGAAAGAGACACGCUUUCAAGCUACACAGAGAUCUUCUCACUAAUUUCAAAGAUUUCCACUCAGCAACGCACACAUCACGGUAUAACUGGCCAGAAUGCCCGGGUUGCUGCUCUGUUCUCUCAAGUCAUAUAAUAAUAAGAGUGUAUUGUGCAAAGAUCUGCUUUUAUUUCACUUUUCUCCCCCAAUGACUGAUUCUCGUGCUGGUGAAAGAUGCUGGGUAGAGCACCAGAACUGGCACGGGAAAGGCUGGGGUAGUGUGUAGUUUCCUGUACUGCAUUGCCAAUAUUCCUCAACCUGGCCUAGCAGGUCCCACCCCUGUGUUGAAGGGAAGCUCAGUCUUUACCUUCAUUCAGUCUUUACCCUCCCUGCUUUAUAGUUUAGUGCCAUGUGUAAUGAUAGUUGUAGUGAUGUAGAUGCUUAUCUACGGAAGCUGAACUGAGAUCAUCAUGCUCAUUUCACAAAGGCCAUGAGAGAGCCUUGAGGCCAUUCUGUCAUUUACCAGUCUGGGCUGGAUUUGAACUGGUGACUGAAGUACCUGUCCCUAUCACCAUGAUAGCUUGCUGUUAGUGUAGGUCCUCUUCGUCAGGUAAAAAGAGUACCAUAGUUUUGCAUAAAUGAGGAGAGCCCAACUUUGUAUGAGUACAUAGAAAAGAGUGAGUUUCUAGCUUUUAAAAUGUUAAAUUACGUGCUGUUAAAGAAAAAAAAAUCUCUUUGCUCUAUUGGGUGAAAUUCACCCCUGUGCAGACUUACGCACCUCUUAACUUCCACUUAAAUCCUCACAUUGGGGCUUAAAUGGUCUCCUAGACCUUGUGUUGUCCCCCUGCAUGGUAGUCAGUUCCAUCCAGUUAGAGAAAAGUUCUUCACUAAACAGAGAGUGUAAGUUCCUGCAGCUUCUGAGGAGCAAUCGCUUUGCUUGGCAAAGAUUGAGGUACGGUUUCAUAGAGUCAUAGAUUCUAGGACUGGAAGGGACCUCAGGAAGUCAUCGAGUCCAAUCCCCUGCCCUCAUGGC